This is a messenger RNA of Glycine soja, 1787 nucleotides long. Its product is annotated as pentatricopeptide repeat-containing protein At3g42630-like. Gene Ontology annotation, molecular function: protein binding. Lineage: Eukaryota; Viridiplantae; Streptophyta; Magnoliopsida; Fabales; Fabaceae. Bases 372 to 1622 code for a protein of 416 amino acids. The transcript has 2 exons. The record is from RefSeq and is a predicted model, not a curated record.
AGAAAACUUCAAAGAGAUAAGAUGCUAAUUUUUUAAAAACAAAAAAUCAAAUUGAACCUUAAAAAAACAAAGCCUUUCAUUUGUGCACCUAAAAAACUGAAAUCGAUGUUAGCCAUUGAGAUGAAAGGCUUAAUUUAGCCCUCAUUUUUUAUCUCCAAAUCCAAUGAUAACGGUAUCAGAACUGCAUGAACUGAACUGAAAGGGUGAAGAAGAAGAAGAAGUAGAAGAAGAAGAACAUGUAACGGUCUAUUUCGUCUUUCUAGUUAUUGGUUGGUGAGGACAACAAUAACAGAAUCAAGGUUUCCUGAAAAAGAAAAAAAAAACAUCUUGGGUUUCUUCUUCCUUGGACUCCUCGAACAUCCUCGGUGUCAAUGGAAAUCAAUUCUCUAUCACUCCCCUCUUGUCGUAUGCCUUCUCUGCUAAAGGACUCUCGCAGCAGUGGUUCCCCUCAGCAACAAAACAAGCUAAUCUGGUGGCAGAAUGACAAAGGAGUAAUCGGUGGUAAGGACAGCAGUGUAGAUUGCUCUUCAUUAGUUCAAAACUCUUGUAGGAAAAGAAUGAUUCAUCAAUCUGAUGGGGUUUUUCAUGAUAUGAAUGUUGAAGGUUACAUGCCAAAACAGACCUCUUUGUGUGUUUUGAUGCUACAUUACACAGAGAAUGGCUUUUUUCCUCAAGCACAGACUGUAUGGGAGCAGCUCCUAAAUAGCUCUUUUGUUCCUUCUGUUCAAUUCAUUUCAAGAUUAUUUGAUGCUUAUGCAAAACAUGGGAAAUUCGAUGAGGUGAUCGAUACCCUACGAUAUGUAGAUAUGAGGAAUUUCAGUAUUUUACCCGAUGUUUACUCGUUGACCAUAUCUUGUUUUGGAAGAGAAGGACAGCUUGAGUUGAUGGAAGAUAUGGCAAAGGAAAUGGCUUCAAGAGGUAUCCAUAUCUGUUCUAGAACUGCUAAUGCUUUCCUUUUGUAUUGUAGUAUUUUUGGUUCUUUGAAAGAGAUGGAGAAUGCGUAUGGCCGCCUUAAAAAAUCUAGAUUUCUGAUAGAGAAGGGAGCGAUUCGCGCUGUGGCCUCUGCGUAUAUAAAGGAGAGAAAAUUCUACGAAUUGGGUGAAUUCCUAAGAGAUGUGGGUCUACAUAGGAAAAACGUAGGAAACCUUUUGUGGAACCUUAUGUUACUUUCUUAUGCUGCCAAUUUCAAGAUGAAAAGCUUGCAGCGAGAAUUUGUCAGAAUGGUUGAAUCUGGGUUCCGUCCGGAUAUUACGACCUUUAAUAUUCGUGCUCUGGCCUUCUCAAGGAUGGCUUUGUUCUGGGACCUCCACCUUAGCAUUGAACAUAUGGAACAUGAGAAUGUCAUUCCUGAUCUAGUGACUUUUGGGUGUGUAGUUGAUGCAUACUUGGAUAGAAGGCUUGGAAGAAACUUGGAUUUUGCUCUAAACAAAAUGAACUUGGAUGAUUCUCCGCGAUUAUUAACAGAUCCUUUUGUGUAUCAGGCCUUAGGUAAGGGGGACUUUCAAAUGAGUUCUGAAGCAUUUUUUGAGUUCAAGACACAGAGGAAAUGGACUUACCGUGUUUUGAUACAGAAGUAUCUCAAGAAACAUUAUCGAAGGAACCAUAUAUUUUGGAACUACUAAUACAUAGUUCCAUUCAAAUUCUAGGCAAGUAGUUAAUUGGAAUACUCUUUUACUGAAUUGCUAGCAAAACAGUGCUGCAUUCACUAUGUAGUUGACUCGAAACGAUACUUGAUCUAAAAGUUUUUGAUUUCGUUUAUAAAAGUUUUUUUUAUAAGAGAUUUAAAA